AUGGUGAGGCCGCUGGCCCACGCGGCCCCUUCGGAGGUGCGGCAGGGUAGCGCCGAGCCGACUCGUCGCGACACAAACCUGCUAUCAUUUGACGUUGCCAUGGUCGUGGACUUGCCAGCCUGGAGCCGCCCGCAUGGCGGCUCGCGCGCCGAGGCGCCGCGCCGUGUUGCCCGAGUGAUCGUUCAGCCAGGGGGAGGCCGCCGGCGGCGGGGUGACUCCAGGGAGUUCUCGAGCCAAACUGGGCCCGAGAGUCCGAGAGGAAGUCUCCGCAGCAAAGGCGGCUGUUGGGCGACGUCGAGGCCAGCGCCAUCGGCACGACCCUUGCUCGACCCUGGGCCGCCGUCGCUGCUGGAAAGCCAGGCGUAG
Messenger RNA from Prorocentrum cordatum, 366 nucleotides. NCBI's taxonomy places the organism in Eukaryota, Dinophyceae, Prorocentrales, Prorocentraceae. The record is from the annotation of a GenBank genome assembly.